Cebus imitator (Panamanian white-faced capuchin) is the source of this 876-nucleotide messenger RNA. It is a transcript of the gene OCIAD2, whose product is annotated as OCIA domain containing 2. Bases 310 to 774 code for a protein of 154 amino acids. The transcript has 7 exons. Lineage: Eukaryota; Metazoa; Chordata; Mammalia; Primates; Cebidae. Gene Ontology annotation, cellular component: mitochondrial inner membrane. The record is from RefSeq and is a predicted model, not a curated record.
AGCUGGGUUUCAGCCUGGGUUGCCCACGACAGCGAAAGCGACUGGCAGGUGGCGGUAGGGUGACUUCUUCAGCUUAAGUGCUUAGCGGGCAGGCGAAGGGGCGGAGCAAGAGAAGAAAACACAAAGGACCGGGAGGAAGCCGGGGAGACCGGUGGGGGCCGCGGGCCGCGGUGCAGUCGCUGGGGAGCGAGGCCUGCUGGGCUCAGCAACGGGGGACGAGGUCUCGGAGGCGUCCCGGCCCUCACAGACACUGGGUCAAGGAGAAAGCAGAGGAUAAUCAACUGGAAGGAGAGCAAGCACUAAGUCAUCAUGGCUUCAACGUCUACUCGUGGAAACCAAGAUAAAGAUCACCAUUUGCCACCACCAAGCAAGCAGAGCCUGUUGUUUUGUCCAAAAUCAAAACUGCACAUCCACAGAGCAGAGAUCUCAAAGAUUAUGCGAGAGUGUCAGGAAGAAAGUUUCUGGAAGAGAGCUCUGCCUUUUUCUCUUGUAAGCAUGCUUGUCACCCAGGGACUAGUCUACCAAGGUUAUUUGGCAGCUAAUCCUAGAUUUGGAUCAUUGCCCAAAGUUGCCCUUGCUGGUCUCUUGGGAUUUGGCCUUGGAAAGGUGUCAUACAUAGGAGCAUGCCAGAGUAAAUUCCAUUUUUUUGAAGAUCAACUUCGUGGGGCUGGCUUUGGUCCACAGCAUAACAGGCACUGCCUGCUUACCUGUGAGGAAUGCAAAAUAAAACAUGGAUUAACUGAGAAGGGAGACUCUCAGCCUUCAGCUUCCUAAACUCUGUGUCUCUGACUUUCAAAGUUUUUUAAACCUCUGAAUUUGUACACAUUUAAAAUUUCAAGUGUACUUUAAAAUAAAAUACUUCUAAUGGAACAAAAA